AUGGUGUCCACUAACCAUGUUUUUUCUGGUUUUGCAUUCAUCGGCUUUGUUUUAGUCAGUAUCCUUUUGCCACUCCAUAUAAAAGCAAGAAAUAUUGGUACAUGUGCCCUCGUUAUAUGGAUAGGCUUGCUUUGCUUGAAUGGACUCGUAAACUCAAUCAUUUGGGAUCAUAAUGUGACCAACUGGGCACCUGUGUGGUGUGAUAUAUCAUCUCAUUUGAUGAUAGGCGGGGGAAUUGGGGUGCAGUCAGCGGGUUUAUGUAUUGCUCGUCAUUUGUAUUUUGUCACAAGAAACAUAACCACAAACCGGCCCAGUCAAAUCAGACAUUGGAGAGCCAUUACAUGUGACUUUUUUCUGGUCAUAGGAGUUCCAAUGUUGUACAUGGUCUCAUCCUAUAUUGUUCAAUUUACCCGCUUCAUCAUUUACGAGGAAAUAAGCUGCUAUUUUGCAUUAUACAACACGCAGCCCACUUACCCGUUACUUUUUAUAUGGCCGAUCAUUGUGUCUUUUAUAAUUCUGGUUUAUUUAGGUGUUAUUAUUCGCACCUUGAUACAGCGGGGAGCAGGAUUCAAAGAACUCAUGAAACAUGAUGAACCAUUUUGCCGACUAUUGGCACUGGCCCUUGUGAUAGUCGCCUGCACAGUUCCGAACAGUCUAUGGGCAAUUAUACAGGAUGCAACUGAAAAUCCAGUUGUUCCUUGGCCUGGGUGGGAUUAUCUGCAUGCUGAUUUUUCUUAUGUUUUAAAGGUUCCAGCUACUGAGUGGCAAGCAAUGCCUGCGCAAACCGCUGCUAUACAAUACACGCGAUGGUGUUUUGUGAUGUACGCCAUCAUUGUUUUUUCUUUUUUUGGUUUUACGACAGAAGCAAAGAAGAGCUACCGUGCUGUGGCAGGCUUCCUUACUAGCUACUUUAGUAUCUUCGCGAUCCUCAAAGAUUGA
Messenger RNA from Serpula lacrymans var. lacrymans S7.9, 939 nucleotides. RefSeq lists its product as uncharacterized. The transcript is spliced from 6 exons. Gene Ontology annotation, cellular component: membrane. The coding region runs from base 1 to 939 and encodes 312 amino acids. Lineage: Eukaryota; Fungi; Basidiomycota; Agaricomycetes; Boletales; Serpulaceae. Gene Ontology annotation, biological process: G protein-coupled receptor signaling pathway. Gene Ontology annotation, molecular function: mating-type factor pheromone receptor activity. The record is from RefSeq and is a predicted model, not a curated record.